UCCGUGCCGGUAGCGAGCGUUUAAUUAAAACCAACAGCGAAGAAAAACACACCGACGACAGGUAUUAGGGUGUGCGAUAGAGUGCCAGCACCAGCGGAACACAGGGACGCAAGCUCGAUAGCGACACGGGAAAGCGGGCUAGAAAUUCGAUAAAAAUGGGUGCGCCACCGGCGAAGAAACCGCUGGUCAACCGGAAUCUAAUAUCCUUGAAAAUUGUGCUCUUCCUGUUCUACGGAGCCCUAGGAUGUCUGCAUCCGUACCUCCAGAAGCACAUAACCCUGACCGGGUUGAAUUACUACGAAUCGCAGCUGGUGACGUUGAUAGCGCCUUUGGUGGCAAUUCUGGGACCACUGAUCAUUGCUCCGUUGGUGGAUCGGUUAGCCGGAAGGGCUGGUGCGGCGUUUGGAAAGAGACUUCGUCUGCUAGCUGCCCUCUGCAUGAUCCUGUCUGUGGUGCUUUACUCCGUGCUGUUCUUCGUGGUGCCGAGAGUAGAGCGACAGGAAUCAAGCCGUUCGAUGGUUAGUUUCGCCUGUGACUACGACGGUGCCAUCAUCUUCCAGCAGCGCUGCAGUGAGGAACGCACCUGUUAUCAGUGGAAACGAGAAAAGAUUGGCCACCUGACGCUCACGAACUGUUCCUACACCUGCCAGAAACCGGUAGAGUUCGAGAACCUCAACCACCCGUACACGAAGGGGUUGGUCCUGCCGUCAUCCACUGAGAGUUCGCUCGAGGACGAGGACUACGAUCUGAGCGAUGAACCACUGCCGGCACCGGAGAACUUCAAGCAGGAACCGAAGGUUGAGGUGGACAAUACACCCAUCCCGGUGCCACACAUCUGCGAGCACAAGGGUGAUUCGGAGCGGGAGCUUUGUCACGCUUAUACGUCCGCUUCGUCCUCGUUGAAGCUGGCCACGGUUUUGCGGAGUGCGGUGAAUGAGGAGAAUGAAACGCACAGUGCCGAGUGGUGCCGAUACCCGUUGGAUGGUUUUUCUUGUGAGAUUCCCGAGAAGCAGGUUGUCUGGAUGAAACUGCUUACGAACUCAUCGAACUGUACGCCCAAGGUUGAGUGUGAGGUUCACGAUCCGUACGACGAUGAGGAGAGUGUACUUGCUGAGAGUGUCUGCAUGAGAAUCGUUGGAGAUCCUGAUGUGACGUUCUGGUCGUACCUUGGACUACGUGCAGCCGGUGAUAUGUUCCUGCUGGCGGUGAUAGUACUCCUGAAUGCGGCCACAAUCAUCGCCACACGUGAAACAUCCACCGGACGCGGUGAUUUUGGCCGACAGAUCGUGUGGGGUGCCAUCGGGUGGGCUAUGUCCUAUUUCGCCCUCGGAUGGUUCCUGGAGACGUACUACGGAUACGUGGGUCUUGCCACACUGGCCGCACUGGUACUUCUGGUGUCGUCUGGCAUGCCAUUGACUCCACCUGAGAUGUGGUGGCACACAAAAUGUGGUAUGGUAGCGAUCCCAAUGUCAGCCAUCCGUCGUUACGGCCCGGAAUCAGCUGGUCUUUGUCUAGUGACACUCGUCCUCGGGACGUACUGGGCCGUCCUUGACAACUACGAAGGUGUGUUGGUGAAAACCUACGACAUUCACCCACCGGCUGAGCAGUACUACGGUGAAGUUUGGAGUGUAUUCGUCGUACUCGGAGCUCUCGCAACCAUCCCGACGUUGUGGUACGCCGAGAAGAUCGUUGACUAUUGUGGUCACUCGAACAUCCUCAUCACCGCCAUCACGACGUUCAUCUUCCGCUUCUCGUUGCUCGCUUCCACCGACGUUGGUUGGUGGCGAAUCGUGAUCGACUUCCUGUACCCGGUCACGUUGGGGCUUACCUGGUUGACGAUCGUGUUUUACAUGCGGCACAUUAUGCCACGUCGGAUCAUCACUACCGGGCAGGCUUUGCCCGUCAUUUUCCACUUCUGUCUCGGGCGUUUCCUUGGGGCGUUGAUUGGCAUGUGGACGAAGCUGGAUCACCUGAUCGUUACGUUCCAGGCGUUGGCCAUUAGCGCGUGUGUCAUUGCCGUGCUGUACUUCUUGCUGUACCAUUUCGUGCUGGCUCCUCGAUGUGCCGCCAGGUUGCAACAUGAACCGUCCGCAUCAGCGCUUAACAUCACGGCACCGGAUGCCGUUAAUGGGCAUCAACCGGCUGCUCAGACGAUGCCGGUGCAGACGAAUGGGAGCUACCAACCGCUCCGGAUCUACCACAACUAUCGUGGUCGAAAGGGUCACUUCCGCUACUAAGCGCUCGGUAGACGCUGUUAAGGCUUCGAGUUUAUCCUAGUCCUCUUUAGAACACCAUUAGAUCACGUUUAGAGCAGGGUCGCGGUUUAAUCGCGGCGUUGUGUUUCGUUCGUUCUUGGCCACGUUGGAAGGGCAUGAAUGAAAAGAGAGCAAGAGUGAAUUUUCACCUCUUCAGCAGGUUGAGAACCAACUCUGAAUAAGCGCAAAAAUAUCCAAAACUAAACCCAUCUCGAGUAAGGCGCUAUCUAAUACGCUGCACGUCUACCGGUUCUGCCUGGCGGUGCUUUAUUUUAAGUUAUUUUCACCCGACUCGGAAGUGCUCCUUUGAUGGUGGACACUUUGGUAGGCUAUUUAUUUAGUUCGUCAGAGGGCAGUAAGUGAAAUUAGGAACUCUCGCGGCUUGGCCCCUGCAGUCCAGGCAGUAUAUCUCGAACGACUUCGUUUUUCUUUAGUUUAAUACAGGAUUACGUUCCUUAAGAACGGAUCUUUUUGUCGGCUCACCGUGAGUGUUCUCGUUGAAUAAUUAGGAUUUCUUUCUCUUUCCAAUCCUCUCGCUCAUGUGUCGUUCUUAUCGCUUUAAGUAUUUCGUUUAAGUUCUCAUGUUACAUUUACUAACGAAUCGAAAGCACCACCUUCGCUGGAUUUUACUUCUGUUUCAUUAUCAUUUUCCAUCCAAUAUGUUCACAUCUUAACGGUACAUCAAACUCAAGACAAUUCGAUCUGAAAAAAACGCUGGAAAAGUUUCCAAACGAUACGAUUGUUAGUGCAAUUCAAGCAAACAAAACAAAACUACAUACUCGAUUCGAUCGUCAAAUUCGCUUCGAAAUCUAACCAAAAAAAAAAACAAACAAACAAGCAAACAAAACGACUCUCCGCGAUCUCUCCGUGUAUGCGGCGGUGACAAAGAAAACUAAAAGAAUGAUAAUACCAGGAGGUACAAUCUUUACGCUAUCUAUUUACACGCCUUACUCUUCUACAGCUAGUGGAAAACAAAUUUCGAAUAGGCAAAAUAAACAAAAAAGGAAACGUAUGUCAGAGCACGCCUUACAUGUUGCGGAGGAUGUUGGCGACGCGCAGCGGGACCUGUCGUUGAGGAAAGCAAGCAAGGAAAAGGAUCACGGAAACCGGCACGCUUUAAAAGCGCUGUAGCGCACCUACGCCUUUCGCCCUUCGCUUUCGCACACCCGCGCUCGUCGUUGCGUCGGAGGCGCUCUGUCCGAAUAUUGUGUAUGUUUAACGAUAACAAGAAAAAUACUUUAUAUUUGUAAAUAAAGCUAAGCAAU
Molecule: messenger RNA, 3520 nt
Organism: Anopheles nili
Lineage: Eukaryota; Metazoa; Arthropoda; Insecta; Diptera; Culicidae
Exons: 4
Coding region: 156-2237 (693 amino acids)
Cellular component (GO): membrane
Source: RefSeq, a predicted model, not a curated record